Oryzias latipes (Japanese medaka) is the source of this 4559-nucleotide messenger RNA. It is a transcript of the gene ggt5b, whose product is annotated as gamma-glutamyltransferase 5b. Gene Ontology annotation, cellular component: plasma membrane. The record is from RefSeq and is marked provisional. Gene Ontology annotation, biological process: glutathione catabolic process; inflammatory response; leukotriene D4 biosynthetic process. Gene Ontology annotation, molecular function: glutathione gamma-glutamate hydrolase; leukotriene-C(4) hydrolase activity. NCBI's taxonomy places the organism in Eukaryota, Metazoa, Chordata, Actinopteri, Beloniformes, Adrianichthyidae.
AGCCACAGAAGCAAGUUUCUCCAGCGCACUAGUUCCAUCCUCCCUGAAGACCAAUGGCGAAGUGUAAGCCAUGGCAGAAGUGCUGCUGCAUUUUUCUUGCCCUGAUCUGCGCUGCUGCUCUAGUUUGUUUGUGCAUCGCCACGAUUGUAGGUGAGGGAUGCAUCAGCGGCUUCAAACACGCGGCGGUAGCUGCAGACUCGAAGCUUUGUUCCGACAUUGGCAAGGAAAUGCUUCUGCAGGGCGGCUCAGCAGUAGAUGGCGCCAUUGCAGCUCUUCUGUGCACCUCUGUGGUCAAUCCUCAGAGCAUGGGGAUUGGAGGUGGCUCCAUAUUGGCAAUCAGAAACAAAACAGGCAACGUGACUGUCUACAACUUCCGUGAAACUGUCCCCAAGUUGUUCAAGACCAAUUUGUUGAGUGAUUGUCCCAAAGAGUUCAGAUUCUCCACAGGCAGCCAGUGGAUCGGUGUUCCUGGAGAGCUGCGGGGCUAUGAGGCUGUUCAUAAACUCUACGGGAAGCUGCCCUGGGCCAAGCUUUUCGAGCCGACCAUCAAGCUGGCCAGGAAAGGCAUCCCCAUGCCCCCUUAUCUCUCGCAAAUAAUGAGCCACUCUUUUGUGAAAAUGCAUGUGGAGAACUCAUCUUUGUGUGAAGUUCUUUGCAGCAAGAACAACGUAAGUCUGGGCAAAGAGGAGAUCCUCAAGUUUCCUAAACUGGCAGAAACUAUGGAAACCAUUGCAAAGCAAGGGGCUGAUGCUUUCUAUAAUGGCAAGAUAGGACAAGACUUAAUCCAGGACAUAAAAAACGCAGGUGGGACGCUGUCGAUGGAGGAUUUGAGGUCCUUCAAAGUCCAGGUAGGAAAUGCUUGGACGGUUCCUCUGGGAAAUAUUCGGAUGCACAUCCCUCCCCCUCCUUCGGGGGGGCCCCUGCUUGCCUUCAUCCUCGGGAUCAUGAAAGAUUACUCUUUCACUGCAGGAUCUCCAAACGUUAAUGAGAAGAUUCAGAUGUACCAUCAUUACAUCGAGGCAGUUAAAUUUGCUAAUGGACAAAAAAAGAGCAUUCGUGAUCCUAUCUUCAGUGACCAAAAGAGUGCAAACCACCUGGUUGAUCCCUCUUUCAUCAAUCGCAUCAGAAAGAUGAUUUCCCCAAACUCCACGCAUGAAAACACGUAUUACAACAACGUGGAGCCUCCCUUUGACAACUUUGGGACGACACACGUGUCUGUCAUGGAUCAAAAUGGACUUGUAGUCUCCGCCACAAGCACCAUAAACCAACUGUUUGGAGGAGCCGUUUACUCUCCGCGAACAGGAAUUAUCCUAAACAAUGAGCUUGCUGACUUUUGCAAAAGGACAACGACGUUGCAGGCAGGUGAACGGCCUCCAUCCUCCAUGGCUCCAACGAUACUGGAGUCAAAGUCUGGAGGGGUUCUUGCGAUUGGUGGAUCAGGAGGAAGCAUGAUUACCACAGCCAUGGCCUUGUCAAUAAUAAAUCAUUUGUGGUUGGGGAUGAGUUUAAAAGAUGCCAUUGCUGCGCCUAUAGUCUUUGUUGAUUCGGAGAACCAAGUAAACUUCGAACCGGGUUUUAACGAGAAUGUCAGAGAUGGCCUCAAAGCUUUUGGACACAAAGUUGGGAACUGGAACUUCUUUUUAAAUGUGGUCAACGCUGUGGGAACGGAGAACGGCUGCAUCAGCGCGAUAUCAGACAACAGGAAGUUGGGAAAAUCUGCUGGAUACUAAUCAUUAUGAUGGUAACCCAAAACAAUGUGCUGCAGAUUUCUGUGAAUGGAUCAUGCUGUUGACAUGUGACCCAAUGUCUUUAUCAUGAGAGAAGACUGCGUAUCUUCCACCCCUCUGCAUGAUGCAUACGAGAUAAAGGUGAACUUCUGAAACGGUUAUCUUGGUAAACCUUAGGUAAAAAACUGUUGCUUACACACACGAAACUGACAUCAGAUACACAUUUACAGAGGUAGGAAAUGUAUCUCUUCUCAUCAAAACACAUUUGCUGAUGUCUGAGUGCAAAACACUUAUGAUAAAAUUAUUUAAUCCAGAUAGUUUAAACAAUUUGUACUAUAGAAAUAAAAUUGCAAGUCAUCAUCUUUACUUAUAAAUAUUAAAAAAAAAUAUUUAAAGAAAAUGUGAAUGGGUAAGUUUUUUGAUCUAUGUCAUUGUGAAAAAAAGUGCAGAUCUAAAAAAAAUGAAACAUCAAGCAGAACUAAUCCUGCAGUCAAGUGCCAUUAAAGCAUUGUAUUUGAAGAUGCUCAUUGCAUAACGUGCUCUUAAAACUUCUAUUCUUUCAAUGAAUCAGCAGCUCCAAAAGUGUAAAUUAAGGUUUUAUUUGAUCAUCCUCCUAUUCUGAAUCUUUAAUUUGCUUUUGAGGUGUUUACAUAUAUUGAUUGAUUGAAUGAUUGAUUGAUUUCAAGCAUUGUAUUCAAAACAAUAAAGAAUUCACACAGAUUCAUUAAACUCAGUGCAGAAAUAAUAUAAUGCAUAGAUAAAAAACAGAAAGAAAAAAAAUAAACAAAGACAAACUUAAGUCACAUUUGGUUGAUUAAAUCUAGUGAUAAUUAACUAAAGUCAUGUAGAGUUUGUUUUAUUGCUUGAAAAGGAGUGGGAAGAAGCGAGAUCAUAUAAUCCCACCCAAUGAGUUAAUUCAUUUUAUAAUUUACAUAGUCUUUGUAAUCCGGUUCUGACCAGAUAGAUUGUUCUCAAGUUUCAAAAUCAAGUGCCUAGUAAUGAUUGAUUAUCUUCAGAAAACAUUCAUUAAUGAUUUCAGUAAACAGUAACGGUAACCGAUAUUCAAUGAUCAUUGAUUAUUAUUAGAACACAUUAUCACAUUGAACCAGUAAUUAUUGCUACACAUUGCAGAUCAAGUAAAGAAAAUCAAUAGUUUUUUUGACUGUAAUUAAAACAUUUUUGUAACCAUUAUUGCACAUUACACAAUUUAAUAAUCAUUGAUUGUAAUUAAAAGAGCUUUGAUUAUUUCCCACAAUCAAGUUCACAAAUGUAUUUGUAAUUAUUCAAACACCUGUUGAUCCUUAACUCCUCUUAACUUCAUAUAGUGAAAUCAGAGUUUCUUUAUACAUUUUCUUGUAUAUUUGGAUAUUUGAAUGUUUGAGCUCAUUGCUUAACCCGUUCCAAAGUUUAAUGCCACACACUGACACACAGAAACUUUUCUUUGUGGUUCUUAUAAGUUAAGUUUGGUCUUGAAGUUCCUACAUCCCCUCAGUUUGUAGCCGCCUUCAUUUUCUAAGAACUGUUUUUGGAUAUUAAACGGUUAAUGAUUUCUCACUAGUUCUGUAUAGAAGUUGGGAGGUGAAAAAAUCAACAAGGUCAUACAUUUAAAAUCUGAUGAUCAAAUAAAUUGUUUGUGUGAUCAAGAUGGCCAGCUUUAUGUACAAUUCUGAUGGCUUGUUUUUUUAAGUAAAAUGACAGGAUAUUGUGAACUAAUAAUUAUUCCCCCAAAUUUCUAUAAAGUAGGUAAAAUGUGGUAAUAUUAAGGAGCAGUACAAUAAAUAUCUACUGUUGUAUUCUAAUAUAUGUUUAGAUCUAUUUAUGAUUGAGAGGCUUUUUGAGACUUUAGUUUGUCUGAUGUGUGGCUUCCAACUUAGUUUGUCAUCAAUAAAAACCCCUAAGAAUUUGAUUUCAGUAACACUUUCAAUUGAGACAUUAUUUAUUUUAUUUGAGAGCUCGGUAUUGGCAUUAUAGUUACUAAAAAAACAUCACUUUGGUUUUAUCUAGGUUCAAAGAUAAAAGUGACAGACCACCACAUUCAUUUAGUGAGCCACAAGUUCAUUGAACUUGGAUAUCUAUACAUGCUUUAGGAAAUAAUUGAUUAGCUUUUAAAGUAGGAAUCUGCUAGGGCCUUUGACAGCAAAGAAAAAUCUUUAUUUCGGAGCCAAAGAAGGAGAGAAAGGAUGAAAACAGAUUGAUUUGAACUAGAGUUGCUGCUUUUUGUCUUUAAAGAUUUUCUUUGGAUCACCCAGGAUGGCACUCUAAUACACUCUGUCCUUUUGAUCGAUACGAUCCUACUGUCUUCCAACUCCAGCAGUGAAUGUUUUGUAUUUUGACUGAACUUUUUGUGGUAAUGCUGCCUGUGGAUGACUCCCUUAGUGGCUCUUUGCUGCUUAAAUUGUGAAAUUAACUGUGACUUUCAUUCUGAAGAAUACAACGUUGUAUUUUGUUCUUCUUCCACAAUCCUCCGGGUGUGAGCAAACCAAAAAGGUGGGGGGGGAAUGGUGCAUUUGUGUGGAGAAGGGUGGUGUUGUCUUAAAGUAGAUAUACCUUGGAAGUAAAAUAAGCAACAAUCAAAAAUGGUUAAGUGCCUCCACCUUGGCCACUACAAAAAUAACCAUUUUCUGCCUUUUUGGAUGGCUCUCUGGGGAUAGAAACUGUGAUGUGGACCAACCAGGCCAGUGCUAAGGCACUCUAACAGUUAAUCUUGUUUUUGUAAUCAAUUCUAAUGUCAAAUGUAUGUUUUUUACUAAACAUGUAUUUUUAUAGUUUUUUUUUAGAACAUUGAACAUGAUUGUUAAUGUUUGUGGUUUUACAAUAAAACCUUAAAAACAA